Molecule: messenger RNA, 669 nt
Organism: Monoraphidium neglectum
Lineage: Eukaryota; Viridiplantae; Chlorophyta; Chlorophyceae; Sphaeropleales; Selenastraceae
Product: bloom syndrome protein
Exons: 9
Coding region: 1-669 (222 amino acids)
Biological process (GO): double-strand break repair via homologous recombination
Cellular component (GO): cytoplasm; nucleus; chromosome
Molecular function (GO): nucleic acid binding; 3'-5' DNA helicase activity; four-way junction helicase activity
Source: RefSeq, a predicted model, not a curated record
AUGCAGCAGGAGCGCAUCAUAAACGCCACCCUGGCCGGGGAGGACGUGUUCGUGCUCAUGCCCACGGGCGGAGGCAAGAGCCUCUGCUACCAGCUGCCGGCGCUGCUGUCUGACGGCCUGACUGUCGUCAUAUCGCCCCUGGACCAGAUCUUCCACCUGAGGGAGGCCAACAUCGGGGCGGCCUCCCUGGGCUCGGCCCAGUCUUGGGAGGAGCAGCGGCAAGUGCUGGACGGCAUCAAGGCUGGGACCUCGGACGUCCGGCUGGUGUUUGUGACGCCUGAAAAGGUGGCGCGCAGUGACGUGCUGAUGCGGGCGCUGGACGGGCUGGCGGCGGAGGGGCGCCUCGCACGGGUCGUGGUGGACGAGGCGCACUGCGUUUCGCAAUGGGGCCACGACUUCCGCCCCGACUACAAAAAGUUGUCGGUCUUCAAGGCGCGAUACCCCAAGGUCCCCCUGAUGGCGCUGACCGCGACGGCCACGGCGCGCGUGCAGCACGACGUGCGGCAGCAGCUCUGCAUCCCGCGCUGCGUGGUCUUCAAGACCAGCUUCAACCGGGACAACCUCAGGCGCGGCCGGGGCGGCACAGCCCCCGCGCGCGGGGCGUACGUUGUGCGCAAGAAGGGCAAGAGCGCGGCGCAGGACAUCGGAGAGCUGCUCACGAAAAAGUGA